UCUCCUCUCCAGAGCUUUGGACGGUCUUCCAGCAGCUUCUGUGCGUGUUAGGUUCUGCCUUGUUGUGUAACCUCCACUGAUAAAAUCUUGUUUACAACAUCUGUCGAAGAUCGAUAGGAGUUAUUUUGACCUGAAAUGAGAAUUCAAUGCAGGUUUGAGGGUUUUGAGAGGUUUUUACUGGCGUGAAGAGGUGUACACCAGUGUAGACAUUGUGAAGUAAUUGCUGAUUAGGGUUUGGAAGUUAUGGCCGGGCUUGGACCUGAUUGGAAAGGUUUAUUAAAAUGGAGUAUCGCUAACAGCGAUGGUACUGCAGAUCCUCGAGAAUUGAGUGAGCAGGAUAGGCAGUUUUUUGCGGAAGCCAUGCAAUCGCAGACUGUGGAUGUGAUUAAGCGAAUGAAAGAGAUUUCUAUGGUGAUGAAUUUGACUGUUGAGGACUUGGAGACCCAGGGUAUCACUGUAGAAGAACUUGAAGGUAUGUUGGAGGAGCUUCAAGAACACGUUGAGUCCAUUGACAUGGCAAAUGACUUGCAUUCAAUCGGAGGCUUGGUACCCUUGUUGGAUUAUUUGAAAAACCCAAAUGCUGACAUCAGGUCUCGAGCAGCAGAAGUUGUGAGCACCAUUGUGCAGAAUAAUCCAAAAAGUCAGCAGCAAGUGAUUGAGUGUAAUGGUUUGGAAAGAUUGUUGGUGAAUUUCAAUUUUGAUGAUAACAUAAAAGUGCGAACUAAGGCCUUGGGUGCCAUAUCAUCUCUAAUCAGGCAUAAUAAAGUAGCAACUGAUGCCUUCAGACUUUCUAAUGGUUAUGCGGGACUUCGACAGGCUCUUGCCUCGGAAGAUCUCAGAUUCCAGCGGAAAGCUUUGCAGGUAAUACAAUAUUUGCUUCAAGAGAAUCCAAAAGACUGUAUUGUAGCAACCCAACUAGGAUUCCUAAAGUCCUUGACAAGCUUGGCAAAUAGCUCGGAUCUUGACGUACGGCAAGCAGCACUGCAAUCUUUAGUAGAGAUUGUCCGUAACCAAGAAAAUCAGAAUGUGGGAAAAACGGAUGGCACUACCCAACUCAAGGAUGUUGUUGGUAAGCGGGUAGAGGAGAUUAAAGGCCUGAACCAGGAAGAUCUAGCAGCUGUAAAAGAAGAGCGACAGUUGGUGGAUACACUCUGGCAGUUGCUCUACAAAGAACCCUCCCAGUUAAGGCAAGAGGGUUUGUUGGUGUUGCCUGAAGAUAAUCAGCCACCUCCAGACGUUGCAGGUCGGAAACAUGCAUCUGGGUUGAGAAGUUUGGCUGCCAACGUCCCCCCGGAGCCUCCAAGUAGGCAGAAUGUAUCUCAAGACGAGAAGAAGCCAGUCUUACUACUGGGUGCUUAGAGAUAAGAGUCUACUUUGUCAAAUUCAAGUCCUCCUCUCAUUCUGUAUUACAGUAGGAUGUAAAGAAAUGUUUUUGUUUUAUUUGA
Physcomitrium patens is the source of this 1445-nucleotide messenger RNA. RefSeq names its product hsp70 nucleotide exchange factor FES1. Gene Ontology annotation, cellular component: endoplasmic reticulum. Gene Ontology annotation, molecular function: protein binding; adenyl-nucleotide exchange factor activity. NCBI's taxonomy places the organism in Eukaryota, Viridiplantae, Streptophyta, Bryopsida, Funariales, Funariaceae. The record is from RefSeq and is a predicted model, not a curated record.